AUAACGCGGGGAUGAGCAGCUGAGAGGCAGUGCAUAUGCAUGAUGGAGUGGGGGUCGGCGUGGUUCUCGUUUUUGUUAGCCUUGCUUGACCUGAAAGUUAAGAAUAUCACAUAGUACUGGAACAAAGAAGACCAUGUGAGAUAAGAUGAAAAGUAUCUUGAAAAAUUCUAGUGAUUCUGACGGCGGCAAACGAAUUCUAAGCUCUGUGGCAGAGGUGGUCCGAAGACUUGAUGAGGGGUUACGGCAUGCCAAAACUGUGCAGGAGGUGCUCACCCCUGCCAACAAUGGACUCAGGCUUCGGCUGAGGGAGCUCUGCGAGCAGAUGAUCGUGUCUGACCCGGAGGACAGCGGCCGCAAAGCUGAGGACCUGCUCUGGAGGAAGGUCCACUAUGAACCCUACAGCCGCGCCAAACAGAUAGGCCAGACGUUUCCGCUGGGCCAGUACGAGACGGGCCUGCUCAUCUGCCAUCUGCUGGCCGGCAUCGGAAGCUACCAGCAGCUGACGCUCAACCUCGAGACCCAGCUGGGCGUCGGCGGCAGCCACCGGGUGGACUUGGCACUCUGCCAGCCGCAGGGCAUGACCCGAGAGACGGUGACGGUCCGGGCGUCCGACUGUAGCGGCCAGGUGUCGGCCUGGGGCCAGGCCGCCCUUGCAGCGGAUCCUCACCAGCACCGGUGACCUGGCGCGCUACCUCACCGACCUGCGUCCGGACGAGUACCCGGCCUCGCUGGCGGCGCGCUACUACAACCAGGCGGUGCUGAUCAGUCCGUCGGUGGGCCGGCCCCACAACCAGCUGGGCACGCUCGCCGGCAAUGCCUCCCACGGCCUCGAGGCCGCCUACCACUACCUGCGCUGCCUCACCUGCCACGAGAGCUUCGACGGCGGACAGCUCAACCUGCGCAAGCUGCUG
Messenger RNA from Pollicipes pollicipes, 911 nucleotides. Its product is annotated as protein SMG5. The record is from RefSeq and is a predicted model, not a curated record. Gene Ontology annotation, cellular component: telomerase holoenzyme complex. The transcript has 6 exons. The coding region runs from base 146 to 679 and encodes 177 amino acids. Gene Ontology annotation, molecular function: telomerase RNA binding; protein binding; telomeric repeat DNA binding. Gene Ontology annotation, biological process: nuclear-transcribed mRNA catabolic process, nonsense-mediated decay. Lineage: Eukaryota; Metazoa; Arthropoda; Thecostraca; Pollicipedomorpha; Pollicipedidae.